Messenger RNA from Seminavis robusta, 1056 nucleotides. The record is from the annotation of a GenBank genome assembly. NCBI's taxonomy places the organism in Eukaryota, Bacillariophyta, Bacillariophyceae, Naviculales, Naviculaceae.
AUGGUCAAGUGCGCAGUGAAUGGAUUCGGCCGCAUCGGUCGCUUGGUCUUUCGAUACGCAUGGGAUGAUCCUACCUUGGAAAUCGUCCAUGUAAAUGAUGUGUGUUCGUGCGAGAGUGCUGCCUACUUGGUCCAGUACGAUUCCGUGCACGGGACAUGGGCAAAGACCGUCGAAGAAACCGAAGAUGGCAAGGGCUUUACCGUCGAUGGCAAGCUGGUCACCUUUUCCCAAAAACAAGAUUUUACGGAAGUUGAUUUUGCCGCAAUGGGUGUCGAAAUGGUCAUGGAAUGCACCGGAAAAUUCCUAAAGGUUGCCACGCUGUCUCCCUAUUUUGACAAGUGUGGCGUCAAGCAAGUGGUAGUCUCGGCUCCCGUCAAGGAAGAAGGUGCUCUCAAUGUGGUGCUGGGAUGCAACCAUCAGAAACUCAGCAAAGAAACUACCUUGGUCACAAAUGCGUCUUGUACCACCAAUUGUUUGGCGCCAGUGGUCAAGGUGAUUCAAGAGAAUUUUGGUAUUGUGCAUGGCUGCAUCACAACAAUCCAUGAUGUGACGGGAACACAAACCCUUGUGGACAUGCCCAAUACCAAAAAGAGCGAUCUUCGCCGUGCUCGAUCGGGCAUGGUCAAUUUGUGUCCCACAUCCACGGGAUCGGCCACGGCCAUUGUCGAAAUUUAUCCCGAGCUCAAGGGCAAACUCAAUGGAUUGGCGGUACGUGUCCCACUCUUGAAUGCCAGCAUUACCGAUUGCGUCUUUGAAGUCAAGCGUGCGGUGACCACGGAAGAAGUCAAUGAAGCCUUGAAAAAGGCGUCGGAAGCAGGUCCCUUGAAGGGCAUUUUGGGAUUCGAAGUCAAGCCAUUGGUCAGUACGGAUUACACCAAUGAUACACGAUCGUGCAUUGUGGAUGCACUCUCCACCCAAGUCAUUGAUGGAACCUUGAUCAAAAUCUAUGCUUGGUAUGACAAUGAGGCGGGAUAUUCCAAGCGAAUGGCGGAAUUGUGCAACAUUGUGGCCGCACAGAACAUUACCGGAACUGAGCCUACGUUCAAGUAUGAAUGA